Molecule: messenger RNA, 618 nt
Organism: Iphiclides podalirius (scarce swallowtail)
Lineage: Eukaryota; Metazoa; Arthropoda; Insecta; Lepidoptera; Papilionidae
Source: the annotation of a GenBank genome assembly
AUGGAAACGUAUCGAUCGGAGCGGACACGCCACACCGGGGCAAUGUUGUCGAAAGGGGCAUUUGCAGUUGUUUUGCAAUUCACGCUAAGUCACACCUGCGGAAUGAACCGGUGCAUCGCCUGGGUGCAAAUUCUGUUACAGAUCCAAUUACCAGUUUCCCGCGCAUCAGAGGGCGACUCGGUGCUCAAAAUAACCUACGUCAUAAAGCUUGACGCUAAAGGGCUUAACAAAAUUCCGGGGGGGAAUUUAUCCGUCCUGCAAAAUGAUGAGAAUGAUAUUUUCCCCAUCUCCGCGGUGAAACGUACGAGUCGAUGGAUUCAUAUUGAUGGCCUUAGAAGCCUCUCUUUGCUCAUCCGUGGUGACGCUAGGAAGAUCUCGCAUCACCCCGGCCUUCGGUGCAGGACCAGCACAAAAAGUGGGCUCCUGGUGGAUGAUGCAAUACACGAAGUACGGCUAGUACUAGUGCUCCCUCCUCCACAUCUUCAACAACCGAGGUGGCGCUGCGGGGAUAAUGGAAUGAUGCAUGCAACGCUUCCUGUAACCGCGGCGCGGGCCAUGUUUCUCAUUUGCGGCGGUCAGCUGCCCGACGUUGACAAGCUGCUGGCUAACAACUCACGG